GGAAACCUUACUGAUCUCAAAUAAUAAAAAUGUAUUCCGUACAAAUUACCCGGGACGUCUCAUUGACUCUAGACCCUCUGAUAGAUUUCGAAGCGGGGGACUUGUCCGCCGUAGCUGCCAAGAGCGCAUUCGAGGCCAACAUAAGCCCAGGAACUUUGGGAGAGUUGGCAUUCGUCCUGCGAGAGAGUCCUUACGACCCGGACGACCAUAGGCUGCUGCAUCGAUUGCCGCCCCCCGUCGACCCGGUCACCUUGGUGCCCGACGACGACGGCGGUGGUCUGGCGCCGUCGCGUUGGACGGGCGGCUACGUUUACCUAAUAAAUCCUCUCACCGGCGAGUACCUGUGCUCGCUGGAUUACUUUUACCGAACUAGGACCUUACGCAGAUUCGACGACGCGGACAGAUUCUCGUCUUCCGCGGCCACCAGGUUCAGGCAUCCCGACGAUGCGGUCAACAACGCGAUGCUGUGGAAUAAAUUUGUCGCCGCCAAGCAGCAGGGGUGCGCUCGCACUCUGGACGAUUUGGCCGACUACGCCGCGGCUGUCGGCAAUAAGUUGCUGAGCGUCUACCCGAGUCCCGAGGAAGGACGUGACUACGGGCUGUGGGUGACGAGAAUCUUGGUCGGGGACCGCUUCUCUGAACGCCAACUCUGGAGUGCCUUGGUAGACGACGACGACGACUCGUGUCCGGAAAUUGUUCACCAAGCCGCCUGCUUAUUGUACGGACCGACCGUGUACUGCCUCUAUUCACCUCUAAACGAAGCGACGAACGGUAAAGAAGUCCCGGUGGCAAAUUAUCCAUUCGAUCAGAACGAAGUCUUUAGGCUCCUGGCGCCGCUCUUCAAAACGCCUAAAGUCUACGCUCCGACGUUUUACGAUUUCACCACAGAUGCCGCCGGACCGCUCCUCGGCAUUCUAGAAGCAUUCAGACUCGUCGCCGACUUUUGGCUUUCGCUCUUGUUCACCGACCCCGUCACAGUCAAAGCUGCUCAAAGCCUAGCGAUAACCGAAAAGUUGACGGUGACGAGCGAUUUCAACAACAACGUCUUCACCGAGGAGGGUGGAAACGUCAAGGUCAUAAAGAGGAAAGGCGGCGACUUGGCUCUGUCGUAUCUAUUGACGAAACCGCUCGGCAAACUCCAAUCGGCGGGAGAUUGGGAAGCCGUCUUUACGCUGGCCGGGGUCCCUACCUGCAGUAUGUCACAGCGGCUCGUCACGGCGUGUAGAACGAGCUACGCGUACGGAAACGACACUCUUUCGCGGUUCGGCAACAACUUUUUCGCUAUCACUCGGGGCAUGCGGAAGAGGGCGGCGUACGUCACGCGAGCAUGCGAGUCCUGCGACUGGUUAGAUUUUGCCCUAGAGACGUGCUGUAACGACGGAGCCUGGCUCUACUCCGACGACGGCUCUUUGAAAGAGUCGACCGCCGCGAACCUCGACGCCAACUCGAAUCGCGUACCGCUGUUCUCGAAUCGAACCUACGACGACGAUUUCAAAGCGGCGGUAGUAGUUCCGGUGAUUAAACACGCGUACCAAAGGCUCCGUAGCAUGUUGCUAAGCCCCGGAGUUUGGGGUAAGAUAUUAGUCCCUAACGUAGGGUUCGUGGGCGCGGCGCGAACGGAUUGUUCCAUAGGUCCACUGGCCUCGGUCGUCUAUUAUAGGUUGCAUUACCUGAACAAUCUAUUUCCAAAAAAUUCGUCGACAGUCUUUAGUGAGGAAAAGGUACUCCAAUUGAUGGACCUUUGCGAGUCCAAGACCGCGGCGCGACGAAGUUCGAUGAGAAGAUCGCUUCAAACGCUCUUCGAGUCCGAAAUAUCUAACGUGACGGCUCACAUGGCGCAGAGGAGGGUCUCCGACUUGCACCCGAGCGACUGCUUCCUGCAAGAAGUGUGGUCGGCCUGA
Messenger RNA from Ixodes scapularis (black-legged tick), 1901 nucleotides. RefSeq lists its product as uncharacterized. The transcript has a single exon. Bases 30 to 1901 code for a protein of 623 amino acids. The record is from RefSeq and is a predicted model, not a curated record. Lineage: Eukaryota; Metazoa; Arthropoda; Arachnida; Ixodida; Ixodidae.